Molecule: messenger RNA, 5309 nt
Organism: Bufo bufo (common toad)
Lineage: Eukaryota; Metazoa; Chordata; Amphibia; Anura; Bufonidae
Gene: RPAP1
Product: RNA polymerase II associated protein 1
Exons: 26
Coding region: 83-4375 (1430 amino acids)
Biological process (GO): transcription by RNA polymerase II
Cellular component (GO): nucleus
Source: RefSeq, a predicted model, not a curated record
CGUCACCGCCCAGUGUUAGGGCGGAAGUGUGUACCGUGUGGUUUCCAGAGACUAUGAGACAGAUGUUCUGAAGGAAAUCACAAUGCUGUCAAGACCAAAGCCGGGGGAGUCCGAAGAAGAUCUUCUGGCCUUCCAAAACCAAUUUCUUGCUGCCGGAGCUUCUUCAGCCGCAACUGUUGUUAGGAAAGCAGAUAAAAGAAAAGGGGGCUCUGAAAACACGAGCGAGGGGCCUGCCAGAGGAGCAGCAGGAAAAGAUGUUGUGUCGCUGCCGGAUUUCUCUGAUUUGCCUCCUAUUCUGUCCCCGGGGCCAACUAAGAAAUCAAAGGUUGCUGGAGCGAGGGUUCAUUUUGCUGAUGAAGAUCCAGAAGACAUAUUCGAAAAGCAUGACCAACAUAUCACAGCCGUCAUCUCAAAAAUUAUCGAGCGGGACACAAGCACUUCCACCAUCACCGCUCCACUCCCCACUGGAGAAGCCUUUCCUCGAGUAUUUCACAGAUCGGAGAUAGCCAGUGCGGCUAUUCCAAAAUCUGGAAAGGUAAGCAUCUUUGCUCAAAAAAUGGCUGCCAAAAGGGCCUCUGAGGCAGCGAAAAGUGGCGACACCUCUACAGCCCAACCACAGCGUGGACCCUCUGUAAAUCCGGUGAAUGUCAUUCCCUCGGACGAAAUGAAAUCUUCGCAAACAACAAAAACAACAGAUGCCGCACGCACAGACAAGUCCUGUUUGGUAACAGGGGACGGCCUUCGAAGUUCAACAGGUUAUGAAGAAGCAGAGAGGAUACAUCAAGAAAACGUAGAGAAGCUGAAGGCUCUUUCCCAAGAAGAGAUAUUUCAGGAACGUGACCGGCUGAUGUCACAGCUCGACCCCAAGAUGGUUGCUUUCCUGAGAUCGAAGAGGGAGAACCAGACCACCCAGGAGAACACAAGUUCAGCGGAGGAACGCCAGACGGUCGAUAUGGAACAUCCUCAUUGUCCAGCAGCGACAAAUUCAUCUGAGCAGACUUCAAGUAAGGAUGAAGAAAAUCCAAGUCUGCCGUCAGUUGAGGACCUCCCGGUGAAGCCUCAGAAGGAGUGGGUGCAUAUGGAGAAGGUGGAGCUUGAGAAGCUGGAGUGGAUAAAGGACCUGCCGCAGAUCAGACAAAAGAAAACUAAGAAGGGAAUGCAAGCACGAUUCAGCCUGAAGGGAGACUUGAUACCUCCAGAUGCUGACAUGCCUACUCAUCUAGGGCUACACCAUCAUGGAGAGGAGGCGGAGAGAGCUGGUUACUCCCUACAAGAGCUUUUCCAUCUGACUCGCAGCCAGUUCAUUCAGCAGAGAACUGUGUCCUUGCAGGUCCUGGGGCGUAUCGUGAAGAAGGCCAAACAAGGAGAGUUUGCCUCUGUUCUUAAGGGAAGUGUGCUUCGACUUUUGCUGGAUGCAGGGUUCCUCUUCCUCCUACGCUUUUCUAUAGAUGAUCCCAUAGACAACGUUAUUUCUGCAUCGGUUGGCGCACUUCAUUCCUUAUUGGUUUCACAAGAAGACGAGGAAUACUUGGAUAAGACUUUUUCUUGGUAUCAAGGAACAAAAGUGUUUCCUUUCCUACCCAGCCAAGAGGAGGAGGAAGAGGAGGAGGAGGAGGAGGAGGAUGAAGAUGAGGUAGAAAAAGGCCUGAAUAAAACCACAGGAAAAGUGGACAAGCAAAAGGAUAAAGAUGAAAAGAAAUCCGAUCCUGAUGUUGCUCGAUAUGAUGCUAUAAAGGGUCUUCUGAAGACAAAGUUUCACCAUCGACUAAGAUACAUCUUGGAAGUUGUGAGGCCACCAGCCUCGGUGGUCCUGCAAAUUCUUGAUAUUCUGACGAGAGUGGCCCGCCAUUCUGCAGCAGCCUGCAGCCAGCUCCUAGAUUGUCCUCGGCUAAUGGAGACGAUUGUACGCGAGUUCCUGCCCAUGCAGUGGAGUACGGCAAUGGAUACUGAUGAUCCUGGUCCUUCCAGUCUCCAUGGCGUGCCCUGUGCCGCAGCAAUAAAAUUUCUACGGGUGUUGGGUACCUCAGGUCGUCAUGCUGCUGCCAGACUAUUGAACACCUUUGACAUGAAAAGCCGACUCAGCAGAUUUGUGGUUCAGGAACCCCAAGAUCUUCCCCUUUUGAAGGGAGAAGCAGAGCGUUUAAGUACGGAGACCUUUCGCCUCUGGGCUAUAGCUGCCGGCUAUGGCCAGGCCUGUGAUAUAUACAGAGAUCUGUACCCUGUUCUUGUGGGAAUCAUCCAGUCCUUUCCUCCUCUGAUCACUUCUUGCAAAAGGACUCCGACCUUGGUGACUGUUUCCAUCCAGCGAGCCGCUGCAGUGAUUACUCUGAUCUCUCACGUGACUCAGACUGCAGGCUGUACAGCCGAGCUGGAGGCUCAACUCCACAGCACACCUAUUGAUACAGAGCCUCAGGUUCCUCCACCUCCUGUGUCCUGGGCCGACAUCACUGGGCUGCUACCUUUAGUGGAAGGAUGUCUGAUGAGAUGUCUCCAAGAAAUAUCAGAUUCCAGCACCUGGGAACUUCUCCAACCCCUCACCACUGCAUCCAUCAACUUCCUGGCUUCUUACUACAAGGCAGCUUGCCGACAGCCGUCACUGAAUACUGUCUUAUGUAACGAGGAAGUUGAGAAGCUGACUGAUGGCGUACUACUACCAUUCCUGCAUCAUGUGGCUGUGCGGUCCAUGUGGGAUUCUCUCUGGUCUUGCUCUGCUGCGUGCAAUCCCCUUUCCUGCUCCCCAUUGCCGGAGUCUGUCAGCAGCAUUGUGACUUUGAGUUGCGCAGGAGAAAAGCCACCACUCAGCUUGGCUGGAGUAAAAUCACCUUACCCCAUCCUGACAUCCGUGCUCAAUCUCAUCUGCAGCAUCACCAACAUACACAAGGGACUGGUCAGCAAGUUCUCUUUUAUCCUUCAAUACAAAGGACUUGAAAAAUACCUACUGAAGAUAAGUGAAUGCCCGACUCCACCAGUGACUCCAUCCUCCAGCUGGCUCCUUCGACACGAGUACCACUUUCAGUACUUUGCAUUGUCUCUGCUAUAUAAAGUGGCGGCCAUGUAUCCAGAACAUUCCCAGCAUGCAUCUCUAUGUCAUUCUGUCUCCAUUACCUUACUGAGUCGACUCUUGCCUGGCAGCGAGCAUCUGGCCCAUAAGAUUAUUUCUUCCUUUACGUUCAAUCCGACUUUUUUGCCAGAAGGAAGUUCGGGAGGUCCACAAGCAGCGGAUUUGUCAGAUAUUUUGCACAUUACAUCUGACACCAAACGAGCAGCCCCUCGUUCAGCUGCUGCAACCUCCACCUCUCCAAGCCGUGGUGCUUUGUUGGAAGAAGCCUUCAAAGAUCUCCCUUCCAUCCGGGCUUGCUAUUUGACUCACUUUGCACACAUGGAACAAGCUCUCCACCACUCCAGGGUUGUCUACCAGGAAAGGACUUGUUUCGUCCAGACUGCUUUACUUCCAGAAGCCAAAGGUCCGAUUUUGCCAUCUGACUGGUCGUUCCUUCCAUUAAUCAACCUCUACAAUAAAGUGACCAAUGCGGAGACCAAAGGAAAUAUCGUGAACACCCUCCCCCCUGAUCUGGUGAACACAGUAACUAGGAACUUGCAGUGGGUCUUUCUUUUGGAAACUUGGCGCCCCAGCUCCUUGCAGAGCAUACCCACCGCAGCAAAGCUGGCGCGUCUGGCCUGCGUCUUUCUCACAGGCAGUGACCUCUUCUUAGAAGGCCCUGUCCAUGCAUACACGGCUGCGCUUACCGUUUUUUAUUGUCAACCAAAAUUUAUGGAAUCUCUAAAGCUUGAUGCACCUCUUCCCGGUCUGGCUUCAUUCUAUGAUUUUUACAUGGACCUUUUGGAGCAGUUUGAGGGGGUUUCGUUUGGAGACCCCUUAUUUGGAACAUUUGUACUUCUUCCCUUACAGAGACGUUUCAGCGUCCAACUUAGGCAAACUUUGUUUGGUGAGCAUGUUAGCAGCUUGAGAUCCCUGUCUGUGCCCCUUAAAGAGUUUCCCGUCCCAUUGACCUUGUACACAUCCCCUCCUGAAGACAACUUGAAUCUCUUACGUCUCUAUUUCCGGACGUUGGUGACAGGAGCCCUCCGUCAGGCCUGGUGUCCCGUGCUGUAUGUUGUGGCAGUUUCCCAUGUGAAUAGCUUUAUUUUUUCACAAGAGCGUGUGGCUGAGGAAAUGGAUGCAGCAAGGAAAAACAUGCUCAGGAAGACGUACCUCUUGGUGGAUGAGGGUCUGAAGAAGCAUCUCUUGUACUACAGACAACUCUUAGGCAGCAGUCCGCUGGGCUUUGAUUUGUACGACGCUCUUCCACCUCUCAGGGAAAAGUAUUUGAAAGCGGUAACACAGCGGCAACAGCAAGCAAAAGAGGCAUCAUAAAGCUGGGAAGCCAUGCUCAAGGACACAGACGCUGAGGCCAAUAUACUUUCUUGACACAUCAGCAAUACAACACCUUUGGAUGGUGGAUGACUUCACCGGUCUCCACAAGAACCAGAAGAUUCUGGGUAGUCAUCCACUUACUGCAGUACACUGCCUAGAAGACGGGUGCGAAAAGCAAAUAAAUCAAAUAAAGAGUAUACUAUGAGUACGUACAGUGCAAAACCUGGCACUGGGUCCUUAUCGCUAGAGGUGAGCGAAUUUCAUAUUGUGAAAUUCGUUUGUGAUUUGUUUACUUGUAAAAGCAGAAUUGCAUUAUGGAUUCUGUUACCACGGACCGUAAUGCAAUUCUAUGACGGAAUGUCUUUAGAGGUCCGUCAUAAUAGAAGUCUAUGGGCUGCAUAACGGAUCCGUCCCGUUUCCGUUAUGCAGGGGAGGACCCAGAUUGUGAGAUGUAUGGCCCUGUCAAUCAACAGGCAGGUGGGCGCUUCUUCACCUGUGAGGUGAAGAGCUCUGGCUAAUAAGAUGAAUCUAUAUAUAUUUAUAUACUGCCCUGUCACCGUCAUCAGUGAGUGCUGACAGCGUCCUUGUGAUCUGUAUGUCUCUGGCCUGUUCACUAAUUAGCCCCUGGGAGAUAGCAGAUCACUGCCGGCUCCUCUGCAUCUCCCGGUAGCUAGUGAGCGUGUCGGGCAUUCAGAUCGCACGGACGGUGUCGGCACUCACUGCUGACUGUGCAAAGAUGUCGGACAGGGCAGUAUAUAAAUAUAUACGUGUUUAUGGCCAGCUUUAGUCAUGUAUGAGGGAGACAGCGAGUGAGGAACAUCUUCACUCUGCUGUAAAGACCUCAGUGUCAGUUUUUUUCAUUAAAAAGUGCAAAAUCAAUAAAUAAACCAUAUUGGAAAAAUGUUCAUUAUCACUUACCCUACACAUUUAACAA